GUUAUAAACCAAAGGGACCCUCCUGGAAAAAUGAAGAACUGCUGGAAAAUCCCAGUUUUCUUCUUUGUAUGCAGUUUCCUGGGACCCUGGGCAUCUGCAACUCCUAAGCGUCGCCCAAGAUUUCCUGCCAAUUCCGCUUCUAAUGGUGGAAGUGAAAUGUGUCCCAAGAUCAGGAUUGGCCAAGAUGACCUGCCAGGGUUUGACCUGAUUUCUCAGUUCCAAAUUGAGAAAGCUGCGUCCCGCAGGACCGUCCAGAGGGUGGUGGGUUCCACUCCUCUACAAGUGGCUUACAAGCUGGGAAGUAACGUAGACUUGAGGAUUCCGACGAGGCAUUUGUAUCCCAGCGGACUGCCUGAAGAAUAUUCCUUUUUAACUACUUUUCGGAUGACCGGAAGCACCCUGGAAAGGCACUGGAACAUUUGGCAGAUCCAGGAUUCCUCAGGGAGGGAGCAAGUCGGCGUGAAGAUAAACGGCCAAACGAAGUCGGUUGCAUUUUCAUACAAGGGACUGGAUGGGAAUCUCCAAACCGCAGCCUUUUCGAAUUUGCCAUCCUUGUUUGACUCCCAGUGGCAUAAGAUUAUGAUUGGCGUGGAGAGAGCAAGCGCCACUCUUUUCAUUGACUGCGUCAGGAUCGAAUCCUUACCUAUAAAGCCAAGGGGCCCGAUUGACGCUGAUGGCUUCGCUGUGCUGGGGAGACUUGUGGACAAUCCUCAGGUUUCUGUUCCCUUUGAACUCCAGUGGAUGCUGAUUCAUUGCGACCCUCUGAGACCCAGGAGAGAAACGUGUCAUGAGCUGCCAGUCAGAAUCACACCUAGCCAGACCACCGAAGAGAGAGGACCCCCGGGCGAGCAGGGACCUCCAGGGCCUCCGGGACCUCCUGGAGUUCCAGGCAUAGAUGGCAUCGAUGGAGACCGAGGUCCAAAGGGUCCCCCCGGCCCUCCGGGACCUCCUGGGGAACCGGGCAAGCCAGGAGCACCGGGCAAGCCAGGCAUACCAGGCGCUGAUGGAUUAACAGGACCUGAUGGAUCCCCUGGCUCCGUUGGACCUAGGGGACAGAAAGGAGAACCUGGUGUGCCUGGGUCUCGUGGAUUCCCAGGCCGUGGGAUUCCAGGACCCCCCGGUCCUCCUGGGACCACAGGACUUCCUGGAGAACUUGGCCGUGUAGGACCCAUUGGUGACCCUGGGAAAAGAGGACCACCCGGCCCUCCUGGACCCCCAGGACCUAGUGGAACAAUUGGAUUUCAUGAUGGAGACCCAUUGUGCCCCAAUUCCUGCCCACCAGGUCGUUCUGGAUAUCCAGGAAUACCAGGCAUGAGGGGCCAUAAAGGGGCGAAAGGAGAAAUUGGUGAACCAGGAAGACAAGGACACAAGGGUGAAGAAGGUGAUCAAGGAGAACUGGGAGAAGUUGGAGCUCAAGGACCUCCAGGAACUCAAGGUCUGAGAGGCAUCACGGGCAUAGUUGGAGACAAAGGAGAAAAAGGUGCUCGGGGAUUUGAUGGAGAGCCUGGACCUCAGGGCAUCCCAGGUGCAGCUGGUGAUCAAGGACAGCGAGGGCCUCCAGGAGAAGCAGGUCCUAAGGGAGACAGAGGCCCUCAAGGUUCCCGGGGACUUCCUGGAUCUCCUGGGCCAAAAGGAGACACGGGCUUGCCAGGUGUAGACGGUCGAGACGGAAUACCUGGGAUGCCUGGAACAAAGGGUGAAGCAGGGAAGCCUGGACCUCCCGGUGAUGUGGGAUUGCAGGGUUUACCGGGCGUACCUGGGAUUCCUGGUGCAAAAGGUGUUGCUGGUGAAAAGGGUAACACAGGUGCUCCAGGGAAGCCUGGUCAGUUGGGAAGUUCAGGAAAACCAGGCCAACAAGGGCCUCAGGGAGAGGUCGGGCCUCGAGGACCCAGGGGCCUUCCUGGCAGUAGAGGGCCAGUAGGACCAGAAGGGUCCCCAGGCAUUCCGGGGAAACUGGGAUCUCCUGGUAGCCCUGGCCUUCCGGGCCUGCCCGGGCCCCCUGGACUUCCUGGAUCGAAAGGCGACAGGGGUGUGUUUGGUGAACCAGGUCCUAAGGGUGAACAGGGUGCCUCUGGUGAAGAAGGUGAAGCAGGAGCAAGGGGUGAUCUUGGAGAUAUGGGACCACCUGGCUCAAAGGGAUCUGUGGGUAACCCGGGCGAACCUGGCCUGAGGGGGCCUGAAGGAGUCAGAGGGCUCCCUGGAGUGGAAGGACCGAGAGGCCCACCUGGCCCUCGAGGCGUGCAGGGAGAACAGGGUGCCACUGGGCUGCCUGGUAUCCAGGGCCCUCCGGGCAGAACACCGACAGAUCAGCACAUCAAGCAGGUUUGCAUGAGAGUCGUGCAAGAGCAUUUUGCUGAAAUGGCUGCUAGCCUCAAGAGACCAGAUGUAGGAGCCUCUGGCCUUCCUGGGAGGCCUGGUCCCCCAGGGCCUCCAGGACCCCCUGGAGAGAAUGGUUUCCCUGGUCAGAUGGGAAUCCGUGGCCUUCCAGGCAUGAAGGGUCCCCCUGGGGCUCUUGGCUUAAGGGGACCUAAAGGUGACUUGGGAGAGAAAGGAGAACGUGGCCCUCCAGGAAGAGGUCCUAAGGGUUUGCCUGGCUCCAUAGGUCUCCCAGGUGAUCCAGGACCUGCCAGCUACGGGAAAAACGGCCGAGAUGGAGAGCAAGGUCCCCCGGGAGUGGCAGGAAUUCCUGGCGUGCCGGGACCCCCGGGUCCUCCGGGCGCUCCUGGUUUCUGUGAGCCAGCCUCUUGCACCCUGCAGUCUGGUCAAAGAGCAUUCAGCAAAGGUCCUGACAAGUGAAAGCCUUAGCAUUAUAGGCCCUCUACACAAACCAUGCCCGGUAGAGGAGCGUGGAGGAGAAGCAAUAUCCACCACUGGGACAAAGACCAAAAGGUUUCACCUCUGACAUGAUUACACAAGUCCUACUUGACAAUCAGAUUUAGAACCAUGGUGCUAUUCAGUGAGUCCUCUUCCUUGUCCAUGGAAGGAAGACAGGACAGUCAUCGGACAAAAAUCAAAUCCAAUUUCUUUUGAGCCAAACUUACAAUCCUCUUCCCAGGAUCUUGAACUUUGCCGUGCUAGGAUAAAUAUGUGAUGUAUUGUGGGCCACUGUGCCGAUAACAACAACAAAACUGUUUAGUUUACCUCAAUUGCUGUCCUCAUCUUCAUCUCAAUUUACAUAUUGUUCUCAGAUUAUUAAUUCAGUUAUAUCAAAUAUCGCUAGGAUAGUAAGGAAAAAAAAAAACACCCACUACAUUCGAUAAAACCGGUGCUUAAAAUCUCCAUCAGGGUUGUGUCACAGAAGCGAUCUCUGUACAGUAUGCGGUGGUUUCCAUCUUUAGUCUGAAUCUGUGAGUAGCACGUACUGUAGCCCAAACCCAUUCAUACUUUAAAGUCUUCUAUAUGAAAGCAAAGAGUGAUUUUUAAUACCCCGAGAUGCAUACGUUUUAUUGCUGACAUUAUUUAUUUUAAAAGUUUGGGGUAACAUGUCUGGCUGUACCAAAGAACAAAUAAACAUGGUUUCAUAAUCUUUUGUAUGUUUUCAAAUAUAUAGUCAUGUUAAAUGUGGUUACAUGUUGAUUGAACUCUUUUAGAUGCAUUAAA
Molecule: messenger RNA, 3600 nt
Organism: Psammomys obesus (fat sand rat)
Lineage: Eukaryota; Metazoa; Chordata; Mammalia; Rodentia; Muridae
Gene: Col9a1
Product: collagen type IX alpha 1 chain
Exons: 38
Coding region: 31-2796 (921 amino acids)
Source: RefSeq, a predicted model, not a curated record